GGGGGAGGUACAGUCAGUCACUCAGAGCGCAGUAGUACGCAGAGGUGAAAGCUCAGCGUGACAGUGUGUGUGUGAUCUCUCCUGUGUGAGAGAACAUGGGACAUAUUUGGAUAUCCGAGAGCAUUUACAGCACAAGCAAUAAUAUCCAGCUGGUCGGAAUAUCGUUUAAUCCCUCACCUUCCGCGCCUCGCCCCAGAACCGCCUGAUAAACGCGCAGAGAUCCAGAGACGAGCAGCGUUAACUUACAUGAAUCUUUGUUAUUCAGAGAAAAACAGAAAUGGAGCCAUGAUUUCUGCCAGACGCGCUAGCAUCGUCUGCUCAAGCUAACUGGAGCGCGAAUGUGGAUAUCCUUCUUCCUUUUUUCAGGCUAAAGUUAUUUUAUUUGACCUCAAAUUGCAGCCGGAAUAUAUUGUGAUUGUGAGAACUUUAUUCCUUAAAUUAUGAUAUAAAAUCAAUGUUGUGCGCUUGUUGUUGACGCGCUAGGCUCAUAGCUAGUAGCGUUAGCCGAUGCUGUGUAACAACGGCUCGUCUUAAAUGUGUUUUAAUUAAUUUUACGAUAACAAAUAUACAUUCUGAUUAUUAAUAUUGUCAUAAUCGUGCAGGUGAUUACUAGAUAAAAUUGUGAUGAAAUUAUUUCUUUGUAUUGACAGCUUGGCAGGCGCAUGCUAACAAUGCACUAGCUUGAUAGCUCCAUUGCUUUUCUAUUAUAGCAAUAAUUUCCCAUGAUAAAAUAGAUGUUUUGGUAAAUGGUUUUGAGACUUUUAGGCGUCUUAUUUUUUUUUUAUUUCGUGUCAGUAGCGAUGAUUUGAGCUUGUUGGAAGAAAUGUAAACAGCCUAGCUGUUCAGUUUGCCAGCCAAUAAAGUAUUUGUGCACUGAUGAUCCAUAUUAUUUUUACAAUAUUUAGACUGGACGAGUGAAUACGGCUGGACAUUUUAAAGGCUGUACGCUUUAAACAAGUCUCCAUUUCCGGAUCUUGACUGGACGGGUGGGAAAUGGUUUGAUUUGGCCUGUCUGCUGAUUUGGCUUCACACCCAUUCAAAGAUAGACCUGACACAAGAGACUCAUAGACUCCUAGAGCUCUGGAGGAAUCAGGGUCCAUCUUUAGCAUCAGAGAGGGACACACACAGUUGUCUCCUGUCCUUUGCUGUCACUCUGGCUCUGAUGUGAGCGAUCAUGGGCACCCAGGGAAGCCCUGUGAAGAGCUACGACUACCUGCUCAAGUUCCUCCUGGUGGGAGACAGCGAUGUGGGGAAAGGAGAGAUCCUGGACAGCCUUCAAGAUGGAUCUGCUGAGUCUCCAUAUGCCUACAGCAGCGGAAUCGACUACAAGACGACCACGAUCCUGUUGGACGGGCGGAGAGUGAAACUAGAGCUUUGGGACACAUCAGGACAAGGCAGGUUCUGCACCAUUUUCAGGUCGUACUCCAGAGGAGCGCAGGGGAUCCUGUUGGUGUAUGACAUCACCAACCGCUGGUCAUUUGACGGGAUAGACCGCUGGAUCAGGGAGAUUGAUGAGCAUGCACCUGGCGUGCCCCGUAUUCUUGUGGGUAACCGGCUGCACCUUGCGUUCAAGCGACAGGUCCCCACAGAACAGGCACGGGCGUACGCAGAAAAAAACGGCAUGACGUUUUUUGAAGUGAGUCCCCUCUGCAACUUCAACGUCAUAGAGUCUUUCACAGAGCUCUCACGCAUCGUGCUCAUGAGGCAUGGCAUGGAGAAGUUCUGGAGGCCCAACAGAGUAUUCAGUCUGCAGGACUUGUGCUGCCGUGCCAUUGUUUCCUGCACCCCUGUGCACCUAAUCGAUAAGCUGCCGCUUCCUGUGGCCAUCAAGAGCCAUUUGAAGUCAUUCUCCAUGGCCAACGGCAUGAACGCCGUCAUGAUGCACGGUCGGUCCUACUCCCUGGCCAACGCUGCCGGAGGCAGCAAAGGCAACAGCCUUAAACGCUCGAAAUCCAUCCGGCCGCCUCAGAGUCCGCCACAGAACUGCACCAGAAACAACUGUAAGAUCUCCUAGCCUCCGGGCAUAGGGGUGGGGCCACCCCCCUCCCUUCCCUUAUAUAACACUCAGGUGCACACGGACAAACACACAAGGAAAACAACACAGGGCUGUGUCGAUGACGCAACAGGGGUGUGGCACCUCCCAGCGUGGGGAGAGCAGGACGUGAACAAACACUUCCUGGCGCUACAAACGGCUACAUUUCUCCCCUCACCUUGCUGCAGUACAUUUGAUUUCUCACCAACAGACCGUGAACAAAAAACGAGUCCUCCAUCUGACUCUGAUUUCGUUGCAGUGACCACCGACAGCAUGUUUCCUACUUCACUAGCGCCCUCUGCUGGAGAAUUCAUGCAGAUUAAACCCUGCACUGGCCUAAUUUUGAAGUUGUUUUAUGGGCUUAUUAUGCUUUGGUUGUGUUCUCAGUUGCUCAUACUCAUUAUCCUCUGUGCUCUGCAUAUGGCGUUCCUCUUUCUGGCUCUGUGCAGGGGUCUGUUCUCCCUGCUAAAAUGAAGUACCUCAAACGGUCACAUGAUCUUGCAUGCUUACCAACAAUGAGAGGGCUGAUGCGAAAUGACUUGUAGUGCUUGCGUAUGAACUGAUGUAUUAAAAAUGUGAUUUGCACUGCAAAUUGGUGGUCUUUGAAUUUGCUGGCCGUUUGCACAAUGACUUAAUCAACAGAGUGACUGUGUUGUUGAAUGUGGACUGUGGGACCACUCGGCUGAGAGAAACGGCACAAGCAUUUCCAGGCACCUUCUGUUCGCCAUCUUUACUUGCUGGAAAGUCCUUGAAGAUCCAAAAAUGGUGUUUGAUGAAAUGUUCCUCUUUAAGUCAGAACUGUCUUCUCCUUAAACAUGGAUUACAGGAAAUUUCUCCUCAGGGGACAGUAUUGGCAAAGAGUCCCCCCCCCCCCCCUUUUUUUUUUUUUUUUAACUCUCAGCUCCUUACUUAAUCUGAUUUGCUUUUUCCUGCAUGUCUUGUGGGAUUUUUCAUCAUAUUUUAACAUUAUACUGUAAUUACCUCUCUCAUGUCCAGAGUUCAGUACCACAAUACCACCUGAUUUUCUCAUUUAUGACCCAGCAUUUGCACCACAUUUCAGUACUUUCCCGCUAUACUUUCUGUGCAGUUACACGCUUUCACUCUUUUCACACAAUGAUUUCAAAUCCCACGUGUUCUACCAGUUUUCAGUGUUGUCGCAUGAGUUCAAAAGUCAGGUCUUUGCUCGAAGCCCUUUUAAUCUGCACAUACAGCAUGGUUUCUCUAUAGAUAUGUCAGAAUGAAGGAUAAACCCAUUCAAGCUUGCUCCUAAAUAUCAAGCACAAAUGAAAUAGUGACGUCACAAGUGGAAUCCACAGCACUUCCUUUCGCUUUUCCCGGUGGUGACGAGUCAUGUCAGAAACACAGGUGCAUUUCUUCCAGGUCUGAUGAGCCAUGGUUGCUGAAUAAUAGAUGUUCCUCAUUUUUUCAAACCACCCAACAGUCUUUUCCCAGUUCCUCCUCCACCCCCUUCAUCUCAGGGAUGAGCCCCGUCCUCCAGCGACAGACCUGCCCAAUGAAGCCCUUUUAAACCGGGCUGAGCGACAGGCUGCCAGCAGGAGGCCUUUAAACUUCCUCUAGAGGGCUGCAAGCUCUCGGUGUUUGACCUAUAAGCUAUUUGCUACAGGCCUUUUGCAGUCGCUAUAGCUGAUAGAAUGAACCUGGCACAUGUUGGUCUUGCAUUUAGAGCAGUUGUGCGUAUUAGUGUCCAUCUGUUGGGUGACAUAAAUACUAAAGGGUCCACAGAAUGUGUUAUUUGACUCCACCCUUAAUCUUUGAAUCCCGAAAGGCUGUGGUAAUAGAAAUACUACAAAGAAGUGUUCUUUUAUUCCAUUUUGGGCACCUUCAGAACCCGUAGGUAUUAGUUUGAGCCUCUCGCCUGAGAGCAAUGGUUGUUUUUCUCUGUAAUAUGCACAUCAUACGGUGCAAAGAAAUUCUGUGACUUAGUUAGAACGUUCCAUUUCAACUUUUUUUGUAUUGUAAAGUGUUUUUCCUCUUUGUAACUGAAGCCUCUGAUAUUUAAAAAAAAAAAAAAAAAAGUUCAUGGUUUUUAAGUGUAACGUCGGGCAGUAUGACGGGACCCUCCUGGUCUUUCCAAAGGGGCUGUGUCUUCUGUGUGAACGGGAUAAAGGGAAAUUGUGAUUUGGUGGAGCAGUAGGAACACACAAUUGUAAACACUAUUUUUCUUUGGUUGAAGCUAAAAGCUGCUGAAAUACCUGCAUAAUUAUCAGAAGUUCUUGCAACAAUAACAACGAAAAACAUUUUUUUAAAUUAUUGAUUGUACAGUUCUUAGUGUAUGAAAAGCGACGACUUUUUCACAAUAAAAUUGAAGAUGUUAUCAGUAAAUCAAA
This is a messenger RNA of Ctenopharyngodon idella (grass carp), 4380 nucleotides long. RefSeq names its product RAB40c, member RAS oncogene family (gene rab40c). Gene Ontology annotation, molecular function: GTP binding; GTPase activity. Gene Ontology annotation, cellular component: synaptic vesicle; endosome; plasma membrane. The record is from RefSeq and is a predicted model, not a curated record. NCBI's taxonomy places the organism in Eukaryota, Metazoa, Chordata, Actinopteri, Cypriniformes, Xenocyprididae. The transcript is spliced from 6 exons. Gene Ontology annotation, biological process: protein localization to plasma membrane; intracellular signal transduction. Bases 1175 to 2014 code for a protein of 279 amino acids.